CUUUCUGCUGUUUUCCGACUGAACUUUUCCCCGGAGCCGCUGAAUGAGAGCAGCUCGCGGCGUGCUGUGCGCUGAUCGUCACAAGCGAAGGUUCACCCCAGGAGCCUAUUGGAGAAGAGGUGUCACGUGAUAACAUCAAGCAAAUGUUUUUCUACAACAGUGUCAGGACCCUGUCAGUUAUAAAAAUAAGCGUUGGGAAACAGAAAAAUGCACAACGCAACCUACUGCGGUUUGCCUAUUUACAGUGGCUGCUCCAGUCAACGUGCAAAUGGAUUGGGUUACGAUGACAAUCAGCAGAACUGUUUUUCAGCUUUUCAUGAGGAAAGUGACGACCAACGACCGGCCUGUUCAUUGCAGUCCUUCAAUGCCUCAGCGACGCUUCACAAACUUGAAGCCUGCUCGCAAAACAAAGGAACACAACAUACACUAGAAGACAACGAUCGUCUGUCCCCAUAUAACGUAGCCCACAAUUCAGGCAGUGGGCAAAAUGUAAACAAUGCAGGCCACGAUUCCCUACCAUCAGCCACCAGCAAGCAAAUAUUUCCCUGGAUGAAAGAGUCACGCCAGAACAUCAAGCAGCAAAAAUCCAGUAGGCGUAUCACAAGUUCAGACAGUUGUUCAGAUGACAAAAGCCCAACCAACUCUCACACCUCUAAGCGUGCACGCACUGCUUAUACCAGCGCACAGCUUGUCGAGCUUGAGAAAGAAUUUCAUUUUAAUCGCUACCUUUGUCGCCCACGGCGGUUGGAGAUGGCAAAUCUGCUCAAUUUGUCUGAGAGGCAAAUAAAGAUCUGGUUUCAGAAUCGCAGAAUGAAGUACAAGAAAGAUCAGAAAGGACAGUCUUUGAGUAGUCCUGUUCCACCAACUUCAGGGUCUGUGGCCAUGGGAGAGGACUUCGUAAGCUCAUUAGAUUCCAUGGUAAACAGCAUGAGGUGCAACACUUUGUCCCCAACAGUAAAUACCAAUGCUCAGAGAAACCCCUACAGCCUGUCUGGAUCAUAUCCACAAGCCUUUACCAGUACGUUUAACAACGGCCCAUCUUCUCAAAAGACAUACCUGGGGACCAGUUCAGCCAUGACUGAGUCUGACAUGCAUAAUUGUCAAGGUAACACUCACUUCUGUGUGCAAACACAGGGCAGUAGUGUGCAUGUAGAUACUAAUGGAACCUAUGCAGAUAGCAUUAGCAGCAGUGGGAGCUCAAUUUAUGACCUGCCACAACUCCCUCAAGCUGUUCAUGGCAAUAUAGACUAUAACACUGCUAUUAUAAUAGGGAACAGCCAUCAUGAUGGAACACUUGAACUGUCUCAGUGUGCAUACUCAGACUUUACACCACACUGCUCUCAGGGAAGAAUUCAAGAAGCACCUAAGCUGACAUACCUAUAACAGU
Messenger RNA from Clarias gariepinus (North African catfish), 1387 nucleotides. RefSeq names its product homeobox A3a (gene hoxa3a). The coding region runs from base 208 to 1383 and encodes 391 amino acids. Gene Ontology annotation, cellular component: nucleus. Gene Ontology annotation, biological process: regulation of transcription by RNA polymerase II. Gene Ontology annotation, molecular function: DNA-binding transcription factor activity, RNA polymerase II-specific; RNA polymerase II cis-regulatory region sequence-specific DNA binding. NCBI's taxonomy places the organism in Eukaryota, Metazoa, Chordata, Actinopteri, Siluriformes, Clariidae. The transcript has 3 exons. The record is from RefSeq and is a predicted model, not a curated record.